AUGUUAGCGGCCUUAAUCUCUUUACUUCUUGUCACUCUCUUUGUUGUCCUCCUCCACAUCUAUGCCAAAUGGUUCCUCACCCAGGCCCGUCACCAGCGUCGCAGCUCUAUCGCCGUCUCUCAAGUGCUAGGCCAACCUCGGUUGCACCAUUUUCAUUCCAUAUCGUUUGACCACACCACCCCACCUACUCGCUCUCCCACCAAAGGACUCGACGCCUUGGUGAUUUCAGCAAUCCCUCUUUUUAUUUACGUGUCGGAGAAGGAGUGCAAGAUUGGAUUAGAAUGCGUCAUUUGCUUGAGCUUGUUUGAAGAGAAUGAGAUAGGGAGGAGUUUGCCUAAGUGUAAGCAUGUGUUUCACGUCGAGUGCAUCGACAUGUGGUUGAGUUCUCAUUCGAAUUGUCCGAUUUGUAGGGUUCCGGUGGUUCGUCAUCAGAAUUCGAGGAAUGGAAUUGGUAAUAACUUGGAAUUGACUGAAAAUGAAUUGCAGAUUGUUAUUGGUGGGUAA
Molecule: messenger RNA, 504 nt
Organism: Benincasa hispida (wax gourd)
Lineage: Eukaryota; Viridiplantae; Streptophyta; Magnoliopsida; Cucurbitales; Cucurbitaceae
Source: RefSeq, a predicted model, not a curated record